Messenger RNA from Trematosphaeria pertusa, 1086 nucleotides. RefSeq lists its product as uncharacterized. The coding region runs from base 1 to 1086 and encodes 361 amino acids. Gene Ontology annotation, biological process: protein polyubiquitination; ubiquitin-dependent protein catabolic process; positive regulation of proteasomal ubiquitin-dependent protein catabolic process. The record is from RefSeq and is a predicted model, not a curated record. Lineage: Eukaryota; Fungi; Ascomycota; Dothideomycetes; Pleosporales; Trematosphaeriaceae. Gene Ontology annotation, molecular function: ubiquitin protein ligase activity; ubiquitin conjugating enzyme binding; zinc ion binding. The transcript has 4 exons. Gene Ontology annotation, cellular component: cytoplasm; ubiquitin ligase complex.
AUGGCGCCGCACACGCGACUUCGCAAAGACCCUGGCCGCCGCAUUGACUACAGACGUCUCACUCAAGCGCGCGUAGGCAGCCAGCGCAACCCGGUCGUGGUGCCAGAUUCGCCGCCGCCGCCGACACUGAGGAAGACGAGAGCCAAGCAUCCGGCCUCGGGCAGCUCGCGCACGCACAACGGUCGCAUCUCGAAGUUGCGCCCAGCUAAACUCACGAAGGCGGCCCGCGUCUCGCCCCGCCCGCCCGCCCGCAAGGACUGUGCGAUUUGUGCGGACACCAAGCUUGUCAAAUACUUUAAGAAGCCGGCGAAGGUCAAGGUCUGCGAGCACUUCGUCAACAUCUGUUCGCCGUGCGUAGGCAACAUGCUCAAGUCCAAGGUCACAAACCGGCAGCUGAACGACGCGACCCUGGCUUGUCCCUUUCCUCAGUGUGGUCACGAGCUUGCAUUUGAGACGGUCAAGGUGAUGGCCUGCAAGACUCUCUUUGAGGACUGGGACAAAGCCCUCGUUAAGCACCACCUCCGAUCUAGUGAGAGCUUCAUCGCCUGUCUGAAUACCGGAUGCGGUCGCUACUUCUCCAUCGAAGACUGCAGUAGUAAGCGAAAGGCCAAAAAGAAGGCCGAAUGCCCAUACUGCGCAUACGAACUCUGCCUUACCUGCAACCGGCCCUGGCACCCGUCCGGCAGCUGCGACAAGAAUAGGAAUGCAGAGAACAAGAAGUCCGAGACGGCAAUCAAGGGUAUGGGCGCGAAGCCUUGCCCGGGCUGCGGUGUCAAUAUCCAGAAGAAUGGUGGAUGUGAUCACAUGCAUUGCAACCGCUGUGGCUUCGACUUCUGCUGGGUCUGUCUCGUGCAGUAUACCCCGACGAUGCAGCAUGCUGCUGGCUGUCCUCAUGGGAUUCGCAACAUCGCGGCCGAUCCGGGUAACUACGUCAUCGAUGCCUUGGACCUUGCCCAUAUGGUACACGGCGCGCCCAUCCCGCCUGUACCGCCCCACGCCGGAGUCCCUCCCCCGCGCCCUCCCCCGGGCCGUCCCCCACGAGUUGGCUUCGGUGCCGUUCUGGACUUCCUCCACGCCGGAAACUGA